Messenger RNA from Strongylocentrotus purpuratus (purple sea urchin), 576 nucleotides. Its product is annotated as tripartite motif-containing protein 59-like. The coding region runs from base 1 to 576 and encodes 191 amino acids. The transcript has 2 exons. The record is from RefSeq and is a predicted model, not a curated record. Gene Ontology annotation, molecular function: ubiquitin-protein transferase activity. NCBI's taxonomy places the organism in Eukaryota, Metazoa, Echinodermata, Echinoidea, Camarodonta, Strongylocentrotidae. Gene Ontology annotation, biological process: positive regulation of DNA-templated transcription. Gene Ontology annotation, cellular component: chromatin; nucleoplasm.
AUGGCUGAUGCAUUCAAGAAUGUCACUGCUCAGAGUGUGGAGUGUCCUGUAUGUCUGGAUACCUUCACCGAUCUCAAGAUUCUGUCUUGUUCUCACACCUACUGCAAAGCCUGUCUGGACAACCUCUUGGAAUGCCACGGUAACGAACAGAUGCUCCGAUGCCCUGUCUGCACGGCUGAAACCCAGGUCCCAAACCAAAAUGUCAGCAAAUUACCGGAAAACCUAGCUUUGAAGUCUCUUAUAGAGGACGUGAAGAAUCAACAUCAUCAUGAGGUCCUAGCCUUGAGUGAGAUCAAAUCAGGGAAGGUGUCAGUACCUAGGUACCGUAAAUUCAGGAAACACCCCAAAGAGGAUGAGGAGUACUUCUGUAUCAACUGCAGAAGAUUUUCCUGCUUCUGGUGUGUUGUCAUGGAGCAUAAAGACGAUGGACAUCGGAUCAUCGAGGCAGCUGUUUAUGAAAGCAGUCAUAUGAAGAGUAUCGAGGACCUCAAAUCCAAAGCGGACAAGAAACGUUCUUGCUUUCAGAAAUAUGUUGAUUUCAUUGAUGAUCAGAAGGAGCGUGUGAGCAAUGUUUAG